AUGUCUAAGAGAAAGGACCGGACCAGACGACGUCGGGUCCACGGUGCAUGCUACUCGGGUUCCAGGACAUUCGCCCUGUACCACCGUCGGCCUCGCCGCUGGGAGUCGCCAUCGCCACACGUGGGGCUGUCGGCGCUCGAACCAACGGAGGCUGAAAAUUGCAUCACCUACGCCAGCGUCUACUUCACGCCGCGGGGAUGGCAUCCGGGAGGAGCUGCGCACGCCUGCCAUGGUCGGCCGAGGGCGCGGGGUUUGGUGUCCCCUCUCCCGUUUCCUUUGAGUGGUGUGGGUUAG
Molecule: messenger RNA, 294 nt
Organism: Knipowitschia caucasica
Lineage: Eukaryota; Metazoa; Chordata; Actinopteri; Gobiiformes; Gobiidae
Source: the annotation of a GenBank genome assembly